AGAUGCAGGCUGCUGAGAUGAUGCGUAGUACCAGGACCGUCUGCAGUCUUGCGUUUCUAAUAUUUCUCUCGAGUCCUUAUGUCCAUUCGUUUCCACUACAAAUAUUACCUAGCAUCCCAGGCUAUAUUCCGGUUUAUAUAAGGCACGGUGAUCAACCAUUGGAGGAAAUAAAUCCUGCAUUAGCGGAGGCAUUUCACGAAGGAUCGAGUUUAUCCGAGAACAGCAAUCCUGUGGAAGACGAAGCAAAUAAAUACAAUGUCUCUCCUGUACACGUUAAAGAAGCGAGUAAUCCUUUCACAGUUGAUAGUGAGGAGAGUAGAAAAGCAAUAGAGGAGGCUGUGGAGACAAAGGCAUCGGAAUCUGCCACAAACAUCGAGCAAAAAAGUCGUCGAGAAAAGCAUAGGCGGAAAUUUAACCGAAAACCCGCGGUUUCGAAAGUCCAUCUAUCACCCGAGGAAGAGAAAGAAAUGCGUGAAAAAUUACGAACCGCUGUCGAAAGUGAAAGAAAAAUUUCGAAAAAUACGCAAGAUGCGUACAUGCAUCUCUACGAAUCGUCGCCGCAUAAAUCAGAUUACAAGCGUUACGUACGGUAUCCUAUUCCAGUUUCAUUAAAUCAUCACCAACGAAUUAUCACCAAUGAUCUUCGUUCGUCUCCACUUACAAGCGAAGAAUUACCUAUUAAGGAACAACUUCUGCCCGAUAUCCUGCCUAAUGUUCAAAACAUAUUCCUUCCAAUGAAAAUACCGGCAAAACCAGAGAAAGAACAGACAGAGAAUCAAUCCUUGGAAAUGAAAUAAAAAUAAAAGAAACGUACAAUUUAUAGUGAGACUUAUUUAUAGCAAUAUGAAUACCGUAGAAUUUUGUGAUACAAGUUACGUUUAAGGGGAUUUCAUACUCGGUCGAUUAUUGUCAAACGUUACAAAUUCAGACACGUUACUGUGCAUUGUUGCUCUACAAAAAUUGGCGCGAUGCGCUUUAUGUUGAAAUAAAGAAAUUUCGAAGAUAAGACG
Messenger RNA from Habropoda laboriosa, 1010 nucleotides. RefSeq lists its product as uncharacterized. The record is from RefSeq and is a predicted model, not a curated record. The transcript has 4 exons. Lineage: Eukaryota; Metazoa; Arthropoda; Insecta; Hymenoptera; Apidae. Bases 3 to 797 code for a protein of 264 amino acids.